UGUAAGAGGGAGAAGAAAGGCCUGCAAGCAAUUAAGCUGUAGCUACUAUUACUUAACGAUGCAUGUAUAUAUAAUAAGUCUAUUGAGUUCAAAUUUGGAAUUGAUGAAGUUGAUUAGAGCUUAGAAAACUUUAUCCCUCCCCUUUGCAUAAAAAAUGAGGGGCAAGGAUAGCAUGUUUCGGUAUGCUGAUGGCACGGACAAGUUGUUGAUGUUCUUCGGGGCCUUGGGCAGCAUUGGUGAUGGGAUGCAGAAUCCUCUCACCAUGUAUCUUCUUAGUCAUGUGAUCAAUGAAUAUGCAGAUCCUAAUAGCUCUUUAACUAAUGAUACAGUAAACAAGUAUUCCCUCAAGCUGCUGUAUGUUGCAAUUGCUGUUGGACUUUCUGCUUUUGUUGAAGGAAUAUGUUGGACAAGAACUGCUGAGAGACAGACUUCUCGAAUGAGAACAGAAUAUCUGAAAUCUGUUCUUAGACAAGAAGUUGGUUUCUUUGACACCCAAGAAGCUGGUUCUUCCACAACUUAUCAAGUUGUCUCAACCAUCUCCAGUGAUGCCAAUACAAUUCAAGUUGCAAUAUGUGAGAAGAUACCCGAUUGCCUUACAUAUAUGUCGACCUUCGCCUCCUGCCUCUUGUUCUCCUUCAUUUUAUCAUGGAAGCUUGCAUUGGCCGCUCUUCCUUUAUCAAUAAUGUUCAUUGUCCCGGGACUUGUGUUCGGGAAGCUCAUGAUAGAUGUAACAAUGAAGAUGAUUGAAUCGUAUGGGGUUGCUGGUGGAAUAGCAGAACAAGCAAUUUCUUCAAUACGAACUGUAUAUUCAUAUGUGGCUGAGCGGCAAACACUAGAAAUGUUCAGCCGCGCACUUCAGAAGACACUAGAACUGGGAGUAAAGCAAGGUUCUGCAAAGGGCUUGAUGAUGGGAAGCAUGGGAAUCAUUUAUGUAGGUUGGGCUUUUCAGGCUUGGGUUGGUACUCAUUUGGUAACUGAAAAGGGGGAAAAAGGUGGUUCUAUUUUUGUAGCUGGGAUCAAUGUCAUCAUGGGAGGACUGAGCGUUUUGAGUGCACUACCAAAUCUAACUUCCAUCACACAGGCAACAGUAGCUGCUACUCGUAUUUUUGAAAUGAUAGAUCGAAAUCCUAGUAUAGACUCGGAAGAUAAGAAGGGAAAGGCUUUGUCAUAUGUAAGAGGAGAAAUUGAAUUCAAGGACAUCUAUUUUAGUUACCCAUCAAGACCUGAUACAACAAUCUUACAAGGGUUGAAUCUUACAAUUCCAGCUAGUAAGACUGUUGGACUUGUAGGUGGCAGUGGUUCUGGAAAGUCCACGAUUAUUUCAUUGCUUCAAAGAUUUUAUGACCCUAUUGAAGGAGAAGUUCUCUUAGAUGGAUACAAAAUAAGAAGACUUCAGUUGAAAUGGUUGAGAUCUCAGAUGGGUCUAGUUAAUCAGGAACCAGUCCUGUUUGCGACAUCUAUAAGGGAGAAUAUACUAUUUGGUAAGGAAGGAGCUUCAAUGGAUGACGUGAUAACAGCUGCUAAGGCUGCAAACGCUCAUGACUUCAUCGUCAAGUUACCAGAUGGCUAUGAAACACAAGUUGGCCAAUUUGGUUUCCAAAUGUCUGGUGGCCAAAAACAGCGAAUUGCAAUAGCAAGGGCCGUCAUCAGGAAUCCCAAAAUCCUUCUGCUUGAUGAGGCAACUAGUGCACUUGAUACACAAUCAGAAAGACUAGUGCAAUCAGCAAUUGAUCAGGCAUCAAAAGGAAGGACAACAAUCACCAUUGCUCACCGCCUUUCCACAAUCAGAACAGCGCACCUGAUUGUGGUUCUCCAAGCAGGGAGAGUAAUUGAAUCGGGGUCUCAUGAAGAGCUGAUGCAGAUAAAUGACGGACAGAGCGGAGAAUACUUCCGGAUGGUGCAAUUGCAGCAGAUGGCUGCAGAAAAUGAAGCUUCGAAUGAUUUUAGUCCUCGUAUUGAUGGGAGAAACUUCCACAAAAUGGGUGUUGCUCCAAGCCCAAUCAGUGUGAGGUCAAGUGCUCAGAACACUCCAGUGCUAUAUCCAUUCAGCCCUGCAUUCUCCCUUGGCACCCCAUAUUCCUAUUCGGUCCCAUACGAUCCUGAUGAUGACUAUACUGGAGAUGACUUAAAGCGAUUGAAUCAUCCUGCUCCUUCUCAGUGGCGACUGCUGAAAAUGAAUGCACCUGAAAGGGGCAGAGCCUUGGUUGGAUGCUUGGCUGCAGUAGGCUCUGGGGCGGUUCAACCCAUAAAUGCUUACUGUGUGGGAUCACUUAUAUCAAAUUACUUCCGCACUGACAAAUCUGCUAUCAAGCACAAAUCCAGAACCUUGUCCCUUGUCUUCCUAGGCGUUGCUGCUCUCAACUUCACCACCAGUAUCCUUCAACACUACAAUUUUGCAGUUAUGGGCGAAAAACUGACAAAAAGAGUACGGGAGAAACUGCUAGCAAAGCUAAUGACUUUUGAGAUAGGAUGGUUUGAUGAUGAUGAGAACACAAGUGCAGCAAUUUGUGCAAGGAUAGCCACUGAAGCCAACAUGGUUCGGUCCCUCGUUGGAGACCGAAUGUCAUUGCUGGUUCAAGCAUUCUUUGGUUCUCUCUUUGCUUAUGUACUAGCACUUGUCCUGACAUGGAAGCUAGCCCUAGUGAUGAUUGCAGUACAACCAUUAGUUGUUGGGAGCUACUACUCAAGGAGUGUCUUGACAAAAACCAUGGCUGUAAAGGCACAAAAAGCGCAAAAAGAAGGAAGCCAACUAGCAAGCGAGGCUGUCACUAACCACAGAACAAUAACUGCAUUCUCUUCUCAGAAGAGAAUACUAGGGCUAUUCAAAGACACCUUGAGAGGUCCUAAAGAAGAGAGUAUUAAACAUGCAUGGCUCUCUGGUUUUGGCCUCUUUAGUGCUCAAUUCUUCAACACAGCUUCUACCGCAUUAGCUUACUGGUAUGGGGGAAGACUCCUCACAGAAGGGUCAAUAACCCCGGAGCAUCUUUUCCAAGCAUUUCUGAUACUGCUUUUCACUGCCUAUGUUAUUGCAGAAGCUGGAAGUAUGACUAAUGAUUUAUCUAAAGGAAGCAACGCUGUUAAAUCAGUGUUUGCAAUUCUAGACAGAAAAAGUGACAUUGAUCCAGAUAGCUCUUGGGGCUUAGACAUUAAGAAAAAGAUAAAGGGUCGUGUGGAGCUCAAAAAUGUGUUCUUUGCAUAUCCAACAAGACCUGAUCAGAUGAUCUUUAAGGGUUUGAGCAUUAAAAUUGAUGCAGGGAAGACAGUGGCACUAGUAGGGCCAAGUGGUUCAGGAAAAUCUACUAUCAUUGGCCUUAUCGAAAGAUUCUAUGAUCCAUCGAAGGGAUUAGUUUCAAUCGAUGGACAGGAUAUAAAGAACUACAAUAUAAGGAUGCUUAGAUCCCAUAUUGCAUUAGUUAGUCAGGAGCCAACCCUAUUUGCUGGAACAAUCAGGGAAAACAUUGCUUAUGGCAAAGAGAAUGCGCAAGAAUCUGAAAUACACAAGGCUGCAGUUCUUGCAAAUGCAGAUGAGUUUAUCAGUGGAAUGAAAGAUGGAUACGACACAUACUGUGGAGAAAGGGGAGUUCAGCUCUCAGGAGGUCAAAAACAAAGGAUUGCUCUCGCCCGUGCCAUCAUCAAGAACCCAUCAAUCCUUCUGUUGGAUGAGGCAACCAGUGCACUUGACAGUGUCUCCGAAAGCCUAGUGCAAGCGGCACUGGAGAAGAUGAUGGUUGACAGAACAUGCAUAGUUGUUGCUCAUAGGCUAUCAACUAUACAGAAAUCCAACAGCAUUGCAGUUAUCAAGAAUGGGAAGAUUGUUGAAGAAGGGUCACAUCACGAACUAAUCUCAUUAGGACACAAUGGAGUAUACUAUUCUCUGAUAAAAGGGCAAGGUAGCAGCUCCCCUUAUCGCUGAACCAUAAUGAUUGUUGUGAGUAAUGCUACAAACUGUAUCUAGCCUAUCUCAGGAAGGAAAGUUAGGGUCCUAAAUUUUGGCAAUUUGAUUGUCGUUUACCAGCAGAAAGAUGAAACGAUUGAGAUUGAAAUACUCAUUUUUCAUUGUAGUUUGCUUGAAA
Molecule: messenger RNA, 4073 nt
Organism: Jatropha curcas
Lineage: Eukaryota; Viridiplantae; Streptophyta; Magnoliopsida; Malpighiales; Euphorbiaceae
Product: ABC transporter B family member 15
Biological process (GO): transmembrane transport
Cellular component (GO): membrane
Molecular function (GO): ATP hydrolysis activity; ABC-type transporter activity; ATP binding
Source: RefSeq, a predicted model, not a curated record